Messenger RNA from Xiphophorus couchianus (Monterrey platyfish), 2443 nucleotides. RefSeq names its product BCL2 interacting protein 3 like a (gene bnip3la). The record is from RefSeq and is a predicted model, not a curated record. Gene Ontology annotation, cellular component: mitochondrial envelope; nuclear envelope; endoplasmic reticulum. The coding region runs from base 69 to 776 and encodes 235 amino acids. Lineage: Eukaryota; Metazoa; Chordata; Actinopteri; Cyprinodontiformes; Poeciliidae. The transcript has 6 exons. Gene Ontology annotation, biological process: positive regulation of apoptotic process; defense response to virus; mitochondrial outer membrane permeabilization.
UGUCGUUGAAUUCUCGAAGCUGCGCCUGCGCAGACCCUAGUUAAGCGUCAGAACUAUAGUCAACAAACAUGUCUACCGCUCCUGCUCCUCAAAACAAUAACGAAGAUCCCGGACUGCAAGGCUCCUGGGUAGAGCUGGAGCUGAAUGGUAAUACAGGGGCAGAGAGUAGGCAGACCAGCCAGCUGACACCACCUGAUGAAGACCAAAUCAAUGCAAAUGCAGGCAUGAGUCAAAGUCUCCACUCUUUAGAAGAGGGUGAAAGUGACGAAACCCUGAUUGGAGGACUGGAGCAUGUGCCAUCGUCAUCUUCUAUCCACAACGGAGACAUGGAAAAAAUACUUCUGGAUGCCCAGCAUGAGUCCAGCCCAAGUAAUUCAUCCUGUGAGAGUCCUCACAGACCACCAGGUUCCGGACAGGAUGAUGGCCAGAUAACAUUUGAUGUGGAGAUGUCCUGUCCAAGAGGCAGUCAGUCAGAGGACGAUACUGCAGACAUGGACAGAGAGGAUGACAUCUUGAUGAACAAAGAAGUUGAUUGGGUGGCCAAUUGGUCUAGUAGGCCUGAAAACAUCCCCCCAAAGGAGUUCCACUUCAGACAUCCCCGACGUUCAGUGUCUUUGAGUAUGCGGAAGAGUGGCGUCAUGAAGAAAGGUGGCAUCUUCUCUACUGAAUUCCUAAAAGUUUUCAUUCCUUCCCUGCUCAUCUCACACAUGCUGGCUCUUGGCCUUGGGGUGUACAUUGGGAAAAGAGUUGCCACAGCCGCCACCAGCUCCUACUGAGCAGAAGAUGAAGCAGUGCCUGGGUGUUCUCCUGUCUCCAAGCCUCCCAAACGCCUCCUGAAGUCAAGCUCUCACUGUGUGCAUCUGACCUACACCCACGUCUUUCUCUUCCAAUCUGCAUUAACUCGUGUCACACUGUAGAUGUAGUCAUGCUGAUUAUGUGGUUGCACUCCAACGGAUUGUUGACACUGAGUGAGGGGAGGGAGAGAGGGGGCCUUAUCGUAUAUGCGAGUCACCGACUUGAAUCUAACUCAAAAUCUAACUUGCCACGGAUCUUAUGUCAGGUGGCAUCAAGUUGAAGUUUUCUUUUGUGUCUUGAUAUUGAACAUAUCAAUUCUGGUAUUUCUGCUGAGCUACAGGUUUUCUUUUAGGUGAAAAGCAGAAAGGAAGACAUAUGUUAUUUAUGCCAUAACUGCUUUAUGAACUAAUUGACUUUGGGGAACCAGAGAGACUUUGAUAGCUUGAAAGUUUAUGACUUUAAGGCCAACUUCACACCAGAUUAAAGCCACCCUACAAUCCCCAGGCGUUUUAGGGUCAUUUGAAUGUCGGUGGAUCGCGGCAAAGAUGGAAAACCUCAUUUUAAUGUGUUCCUACUAGUUAGAACGUAGGUUUUCCUGCUGGGUUGUUAUCCAGUACUAUUGCCUUGUGCUUCAUAUGAUCUAGGAUUCCUCUUUACAGUCUGCAGAAUUUGGAGGUUUCUGAUGAAUGUUCUGGUUGAUAUUUAAUGUUGGGAUGUCGUCUUUGUCUAUUGUGAACAGGGCCUUACUUUCAAGGUGCAGUGAACUGCUGUUCAGAGCUGAAUGCUGCAGCACUGCUUUUUUUUUAAAAAAAUUCGCACAAUUUUGAGGAUGGUAUUCAUAACAUGUUGUUCCCCAGAGGGUUUCUAUAUAAACUUUGUUGAGUUGCCAAGCAUAAACAUUAUCCUAUUAUCUUGCCCCAAAGAGUUGGCAUGCUUUAUUAUAGUGGCAUCUAGAGUGGAAGAUAAUAUACCAGGCCAAAAGCUACUUUUAUGUAUUUUUUUUUCUGACAUAUUCCCUUUUUUUAACAUAUAGGAGCAGUAGCAAAGUGCCAAAACAUUUACCUUUCACCACUGUACAUUGGUGGCCUGUCCUAUGCGUUCUGAUUUGUUUCUUUUGUUUUCUUAUAUGUUUAUAUAUUUAAUUAUGUACUUGUGAAGAUUAAUUUAAGCUGUGACCUUCCCCAUGCUAUGUACACGUCUCAACAUUGUAUAACUUGUUUAUACAUUGAUUAUUCAUGCAUAUUAUAGUAUAUCUUAUGCAUUGUGGCAAUGUGAGUAUUGUGUUUUUGCUCAGUUGCUAGGGCUUUAGCUGCAUAAAUCACCACCACAGAGGAAGAUAUUUUCUGGGGCCUAUUUCAGAAAUGUUAUCUAAGUUUAAUCUUGGUUUCACUGUACAAUAAUUUCACCUAAUAUAUAUGAUAUUAUGUACAGUGUCUGUGGACCAUCUAAAGAUGAUAUAGAAAUCGUUCAUUAAGGAUAACGUAUGCAUUUCUGUAUGUUGAUGCUCAUUGCAUGGCUCCUCUGUUGACGGAUUAUAACCAUAUAAAAAUAUAAACUACAAUGUACAAAAUUGUCCAAUUUGGUUUCAGUUCUAAGCUGUGAUGUGUGAUUUGGGUUGCCAGCUUAUAAACUGCAAAGUUGGUCCUAA